This is a messenger RNA of Aspergillus uvarum CBS 121591, 910 nucleotides long. RefSeq lists its product as uncharacterized. Bases 166 to 630 code for a protein of 154 amino acids. NCBI's taxonomy places the organism in Eukaryota, Fungi, Ascomycota, Eurotiomycetes, Eurotiales, Aspergillaceae. The transcript is spliced from 2 exons. The record is from RefSeq and is a predicted model, not a curated record.
CGCCCACAUUCAGUGCCUUAUCAGAACUCAACUCCCUCAAGCACUACCAAACAUUCCAGAUACGCUACACAUUUAAUCCACCUAAUAUCUACUUCUGCUUCCACUUCUAACAACAACAACAACAACAACAACAACAACAACAACAACAAUAACAAAACCACCACAAUGCAGCUCCCCACCCUCCUCACCACAUUCCUUAUCGCAAGCACCACCACCGCCUUCCCCACCGUUAAGAGAGAGACCCUCCAACCCCUCCAAAUCACCGACCUCACCGCCCGCACCCUCUCCGACCUCGACUUCGGCCUCUUCAACAUGACCCUCUCCGACCCCAACACCAACUCUCCUCCCACAAUCUGCAACGUGAAUUGGCACCCCACCCAACCCGUCCCCGUCGCCACGACCGUGAAAUGCUACAACCCCGCCUACGAAGUCAGCUUCCCCGAGGGACUGGGCAGCCACAUCGACCGCUUCACUUUGCGCGUGCAGACGACCAAUUCCAGUGAGGUGGCCGAGCAAGGGGAGGUGCGGUUGGACGCUUCCACGGAUGCGCACUGGGUGUGCCGGAACCGCACGACGGAGUACAUCAAGAUGCAGUGUGCUUAUUCGGGGGUGUUGGAGGUUCCGCUGUAGCUUCGUCCGGGGAGAGGAUUGUUGAGGGGGUGGUUACGGCUUACGGAUAAUUGAUGGGGUUUAUGAGUUACGAGGCACGAGAAUUGUUUUUGUAAGGUUCAUUAGAUUGCACUAGACUCCGGUAUCGCAUUAAGUGACUGUUUGAUAUACCUGCGCAUGGAAUAAGAAAGGGGUUGUGAUCGUUGAGCUGCAGCCGAGGCUACAGGGAUAGGGGUAAGCUGGGCUAGACACCCGCCGACUUCUUCUUCGGCCACUGCCACGUCCAAUUGCGAAUAUAGUC